Geodia barretti is the source of this 1152-nucleotide messenger RNA. NCBI's taxonomy places the organism in Eukaryota, Metazoa, Porifera, Demospongiae, Tetractinellida, Geodiidae. The record is from the annotation of a GenBank genome assembly.
UCAAAAAACUUUUUCAAAAAACAGAGACUUCGCUCAACAAGCAGACCAUAUUUUCCUGAUGGUGUGACGCACGAUAACCGGCACACAGAACCAUUUCCAAUUUAUAUCAAUCGUGCACAAGGAUCAAAAAAGUGGAGCGUUGACGAGAUUGAAUUGAUUGAUUAUUGGUCAGGACAUGGAGCGUUGCUACUCGGUCAUAGCCCGCCUGAAAUUGUUGAAGCUGUCACGCAGCAGAUGCCGCGCGGAACACACUAUGGUGCUUGUCAUGCACUUGAGGUAGAGUGGGGUGGCCUCGUGCAGGAACUGAUUCCUUCAGCGGAACGGAUACGAUUCGUCAAUUCCGGCACGGAAGCGACCUUAAUGGCAAUUCGGCUGGCACGGAUGCAUACGGGAAAAAACAAAUUCCUGAAAUUUGCGGGACAUUUUCACGGCUGGCACGAUUCCGUUAUUUUAGGCGUGAAUCCGCCGUUUGAGACACCGGUGCCCGGUAUUCCAGAAAGCGUCAUUGAUACGACGGUUAUCUGUCCACCUAACGACAUUGAUGCGGUUGAAAAGCAGCUGAAAUCCGAUCCGGACAUCGCUUGUGUUAUCUUAGAACCGACAGGCGGUGCCUUCGGGACCAUCCCGACGAACGGCGAGUUCCUCCGGCAGUUACGGCAGAUUACGCAGGAUCACGGCGUUAUUUUAAUCUUCGACGAAGUGAUCUCCGGUUUUCGUGUCUCUCCGGGCGGUGCACAGGGAUACUAUAAUAUCACGCCUGACCUUACGACGCUCGCCAAAAUCUUGGCAGGUGGUCUGCCGGGUGGCGCGGUUGCUGGAAAAGAAGAGUUGCUAAAUCUCAUCUCGAUCAAAGCUUCAAAAUCGAAUUCACGCGGACAAAGGAUGCCGCAUCCCGGAACCUUUAACGCCAACCCGUUAUCCGCUGCCGCUGGGAUUGCAAUGCUGAGGCAAGUCAAGACAGGUGUCCCACAUGAAAAGGUCAACCGUAGUGCGAAAAUGUUGCGGGAAGGGCUGGUUGAUGUAAUUGAUCAACACAAGCUCGAUUGGGCGGUCUACGGCGAGUUUUCUGGGGUGAAGUUUCUCAUCGGGCAUGGUGUUGAUGGAUUGCGUGCCGCCGAUUUCGAUCCCUACAAUUGGGAGCCUCACCACUGA